AUAUAUCGAUCUAGAACUUCCAUCUCUAAUUAAAUAUUGUAAACAUUUGUUGACGUUAUUGGCUUCGUAAAUAAAUGCAUCUUACUUAAAGGAUGUCCAGCUUAAAGUCAAACGAUGUGGACACCAAUCCCGCGCCGGAUCCCCAGGCGCCCAUUACCCGGAAGGGCUUCCUCAUGUCGCUAAACACCGGAACACCCAUGCCGAUUCCCGAGCAGAAUCUGUUUGGCCGCUGUCGUCCUGUCUCCGAAUUCGAGAAACUGAACCGCGUGGGCGAGGGCAGCUAUGGAAUUGUCUAUCGCGCACGUGACACCCGUAGCAAUGAGAUUGUGGCCUUAAAGAAGGUCCGCAUGGAUCAGGAAAAGGAUGGGCUGCCAAUUAGUGGACUCCGCGAGAUCAUGAUCCUUAAGCAGUGCCAUCAUGAGAAUAUUGUCCGCUUGCGUGAGGUUGUGGUGGGCAAAAGCCUGGACAGCAUCUUCCUGGUAAUGGAUUUCUGCGAGCAGGACCUAGCCUCCGUGCUAGACAAUAUGUCGCAGCCCUUCACCGAGUCCGAGGUUAAGUGCAUCACCUUGCAAGUGCUUAAAGCAUUGAAGUACCUCCAUUCGCGCUUUAUGAUCCAUAGGGAUCUAAAGGUAUCCAAUCUGCUGAUGACCGACAAGGGCUGCAUUAAAGUGGCUGAUUUUGGACUGGCCCGCAUGUUUAGCAAUCCCCCGAAACCAAUGACUCCCCAGAUGGUUACUUUGUGGUACAGGGCACCGGAACUUCUCUUGGGAUGCCGAACACACACCACGGCGGUGGAUAUGUGGGCGUUUGGCUGCAUUCUUGGUGAGCUGCUGCUCGGAAAACCUCUGCUGCCGGGCAAUUCAGAGAUAGCACAGCUGGACAUGAUCAUCGAUCUCUUGGGAGCUCCAUCGGAGUCCAUUUGGCCUGGCUUUGCCGAUCUGCCCGCUGUACAAAAUUUUACCUUAAGUCAACAGCCCUAUAAUAACCUUACGCCGAAGUUUCACAUGAUUGGCCAAUCAGGCAGGAAUCUCCUGAACAUUUUGUUUAUCUACAACCCAAAAACGAGAGCAACGGCCGAAGAGUGCCUGAAAAGCAAGUACUUUGUCGAUCCGCCGCAGGCGUGUGACCCGGGCAUGAUGCCCACUUUCCCUCAGCACAGGAACAAUACUGCAGCUCCUCCAGCUGUCCAGCCUCCCGCCGACAUUCCCAUUUCGGAUUUGCUCAAUGUAUUUAUUAAGCGUCAACGCAUGGAGUAAAUAAGAACGAAUUUAUUUGAA
Drosophila simulans is the source of this 1277-nucleotide messenger RNA. It is a transcript of the gene Cdc10, whose product is annotated as cyclin-dependent kinase 10. NCBI's taxonomy places the organism in Eukaryota, Metazoa, Arthropoda, Insecta, Diptera, Drosophilidae. Gene Ontology annotation, biological process: regulation of mitotic cell cycle; protein phosphorylation. Gene Ontology annotation, cellular component: nucleus. The transcript is spliced from 5 exons. The record is from RefSeq and is a predicted model, not a curated record. The coding region runs from base 93 to 1256 and encodes 387 amino acids. Gene Ontology annotation, molecular function: cyclin-dependent protein serine/threonine kinase activity; ATP binding.